Fraxinus pennsylvanica is the source of this 831-nucleotide messenger RNA. The record is from the annotation of a GenBank genome assembly. NCBI's taxonomy places the organism in Eukaryota, Viridiplantae, Streptophyta, Magnoliopsida, Lamiales, Oleaceae.
AUGUCGAUGUCGAAGAGUUCGAAGAUGCUCCAUUACAUAAACUAUCGGAUGCGCGUUACGAUCCAGGAUGGGCGUCAGCUUAUCGGAAAAUUCAUGGCCUUCGAUCGGCACAUGAAUUUGGUGCUUGGAGACUGCGAAGAGUUUCGUAAACUUCCAUCCAGUAAAGGAUCCAAGGAGGAGCGCGAGGACCGCCGCACCCUUGGCCUUGUUCUCCUCCGUGGAGAGGAGGUCAUUUCGAUUACUGUUGAGGGCCCACCUCCCCCCGACGAGUCCCGGGUAAAGGCCACUGGUGCAAAUGCUGUUCCGGGACCAGGGAUUGGUCGAGCCGCGGGCCGGGGUGUGCCGACUGGGCCGCUUGUCCAGGCCCAACCUGGGCUUUCUGGGCCUGUGAGAGGAGUAGGUGGACCAGCUCCUGGAAUGAUGCAGCCACAGAUCUCGCGCCCGCCGCAGAUUUCGAUGCCGCCAAUUUCUUAUCCUCCCCAGCAGCAGGGUUCUGGGGGUCAGGCUCCUGUUAUGAGGCCUCCGUCUAUGCCGCCUCCAGGUGGAUUCCCUCCGAGGCCUGGGAUGCCGGGUGCACCUCCUCCACCUCAGUUUAGGCCGGGACCGCCUGGGCAGUUUCCGCCUCCACAGUUUGGGCAGAGGCCAAUGGGUCCUCCCCCACCUCAGAUGAUGAGGGGUCCUCCACCGCCUGGGCAGUUUAUGCCUGGACAGAUGCCACCACGCCCGGGCAUGCCGCCACCUCCUCCUGGCGGACAAGUUCACAUGUUUGGUCCCCCUAGGCCUGGAAUGCCUCCUCCACCCAAUGCAUCUUCUCAGAAUCAGCAACAGUAG